Molecule: messenger RNA, 1837 nt
Organism: Nicotiana tabacum (common tobacco)
Lineage: Eukaryota; Viridiplantae; Streptophyta; Magnoliopsida; Solanales; Solanaceae
Source: RefSeq, a predicted model, not a curated record
AAGAAAAAAGGGGAAGAAGAGAGCGAGCGCUGGUUGAGUCUGCCAUUUUCCAGACAAAAAAAAAAAGAUACUACAAGUUCAGUGCUUUGCUGAAAUUCCCAUUUCAUUUACUAUUUAAUACUUUCCAAAAUAAGGGUUUCACUAACUUUUCUUUUUUGCGUAUUCGUAUUUCCGUUUUAGGGAGACCAAGAUAUGUUUAUUAGAAGAAUUUGGAAUGCUAAUACUGAAACAAACCUAAACUUGGUGCGGCAAAUGAGAAGAACAUUCUCAGUUUCAAGUCAAAGUGCAGUUGAUUUGGCUUCAAAAGAUGCAGAACUCAGGGUCUUCAUUGUUGCCGGCGAGGUUUCUGGUGAUACAAUUGGUUCCCGUGUCAUGAGUUCUCUAAAAAAGCUUUCUCCUUUGCCUGUCCGUUUUGCUGGCGUUGGAGGGAAGAUGAUGUGUAAGCAAGGGUUGAAUACUCUGUUCCCAAUAGAGGAUAUUGCAGUAAUGGGCAUUUGGGAGUUGCUGCCAUAUCUUAAUCAAUUUAGAGUUAGGCUGAAACAAACUAUAGAAGCAGCUCUUUCUUUUAGGCCUCAUGUCGUACUCACUGUAGACUCUAAAGGAUUCUCCUUCCGUUUCUUAAAGCAUUUGAGGGCUACAUGUGUUCAGCAGGGAAUGUUUAGCCCUUUGCAGUUCCAUUAUGUAUCACCGUCAUUUUGGGCUUGGAAAGGUGGUGAAGCAAGACUAAAAGGACUUCUUCAGUUUGUGGAUCAUGUGUUAUGCAUUCUUCCGUUUGAGGCAGAAGUCUGUAGAUCAAACGGCCUAGCAGCAACCUUUGUUGGUCAUCCCACCCUUGAAGAUAUUUCGGACUUCCAGGUGAAGGAUGCCAUAGAAAGAAGAUACAGAAUUAAAGGAAAUGCUGAAGCAUUUCUAACUGAUCAUGGAAUAUCAUCAGGAUCCCCAGUCAUUUCCUUGCUUCCUGGAAGUAGAUUACAGGAGGUUACUCGAAUGUUCCCCAUAUUCUCAAGCACUUUGGAACAUUUGAAAGGUUCAUUUCCGGACUUGGUAACAGCAGUUCAUGUGGCACCUAAUCAACAUGUGGAAGGCUACAUUGAUAAAGCUGUUUGUAAGUGGCCAUCAUCUGUUGUAUUGGUUCCUGGAGGAUCACACCAGAUGAAAUACAAUUCAUUUAGUGCAAGCAGUGUAGCACUAUGUACUUCUGGUACAGUUGCGAUGGAAGUGCAGCUUGCAAGACUGCCAUGUGUUGUUGCGUAUCGAGCCCAUCUCCUGACAGAAUUAGUUAUACGAUACAAAGCUAUUAUACCAUACAUCUCUCUUCCUAAUAUUCUUUUGGAUUCAGCUAUAAUCCCUGAAGCUCUAUUUCAAGAUUGCACUCCUUCAAAAUUGGCAUCAUUACUCAAGGAUUUAAUACUUGAUGACAACCUUCGAGAAAAACAAAUUAAUGCUGCUGAAGAGGUUAUUGAGCUGCUAAGACCUCCAAAGAUGAACAUUAGUUGCUCAACCCAGGGGGAGACGAGCGGUCCACUUUCUGAUUGUACACCAAGUAUGGUUGCAGCAUAUGCAAUAUUGUAUUCUCGGAAUAAGCUGGAAUAAUGUGAUUCGUGAAAAUUCAAGCAGUCGCUGUGAGCAAAGUUGAGAUAAGAUGCAGCUAGAGAGUUUUGAAGAAAAUUUGUUUGGAAGUCAGCAACUGUAUAGCAGUUGGAUAAUUUCUAUUCAUUUUGUUAGUUGAUUUCCAUAUUUAGUUUCACUUGCAUAGAGCUUCAACCUAUAAGAAGCUCAAGUUAUAUCUGCAAGCUGUGUAAAAUAGUUAAUGAAAAAUUUUCCCCUCUCGUGGAAA